AAGCCUCUCCUCCUCCUCCUCUCUGUCUCCUCCCAGCGGGUCUCCCUCCCUUUGCCACUGCGGUGAAAGCCUCCGUGAAGGAGCGAGAGAGACGCGCACACACACACGGCAAAGAGUGCCUGAAGCUGGGGGUAUAAAUCCAGGAGGAGACCUCAGAGAGCCACUACAGCCUCCUCUCUCUUUUUUUUUUUUUUUUAUUAUUAAUUGGGGAGCUUCAUUUCUCCUCCUCCACUCGGCGGCCUAUUGACUCCCCUCCGCUCCGCUCCGCACGCCCUGCCCUCGGCUGUUGUUGUACCUCUUUUCCGCUCAACAUCGGCUGGAUUUCAUCAUCCGACCUGCUGCAAGAUGGGAAAUGAAGCCAGUUACCCCCUGGAGAUGUGCUCGCAUUUCGAUGCCGACGAGAUUAAGAGGCUAGGGAAGAGGUUUAAGAAACUCGACCUAGAUAACUCCGGCUCGCUCAGCGUGGAGGAGUUCAUGUCGCUGCCGGAGCUCCAACAGAACCCGCUGGUCCAGAGGGUCAUCGACAUAUUUGACACGGACGGGAACGGAGAGGUGGACUUUAAAGAGUUCAUCGAGGGAGUCUCACAGUUCAGCGUCAAGGGGGACAAGGAACAGAAGCUUCGAUUCGCUUUCAGGAUCUACGACAUGGACAAGGACGGCUACAUCUCCAACGGCGAGCUCUUCCAGGUGCUGAAGAUGAUGGUGGGCAACAACCUGAAGGACACGCAGCUCCAGCAGAUCGUGGACAAGACCAUCAUCAACGCAGACAAGGACGGAGACGGCAGGAUAUCCUUCGAAGAGUUCUGUGCAGUGGUGGGCGGUCUCGAUAUACACAAAAAGAUGGUGGUGGACGUGUGAGCGCUCGCCCGCUCGCUGACUUCCCUCACCCCCCUUUUCCUCGUCGACACUCGCUUUCUCCACCAUCUCUCGAAGAUCUGCUCAAGACGUCCGGCAAAACGCUCUCUGUGUAACUCAAUGGAAGUAUUCUCUCUCUCUCUCUCUUUCUCUUUACCUCUCUCUUUCUCUCUCUGUUUCUCUGUGAAGCCACUUUUUCUUUCAAAAACCACAGGCCUCGUGAAGCCAACUUGGAAGUGUUAUUGAACUGUAAAUCCUCUCAAUAACCCGGUCGUAGCACUUUAAGAGACUGAAGGACAUCUAUUUGUCAUUUUCAAGAGCAUCUCUGAUUUUGGAUGGAUGGGUGCGGGGGAGGAAGGGGGCGCAGUGAAGAGGCUGGUUGGCUUUGUUAAUAUUUCAUCCUUCCUUUCUUUCUUUUUUUUUUGUUAAUUGUUAUUUUUGAUAUUUAUUUUUUGUUCUUGUCUUUUAUAAAGAAGAAAAAAAUACAAGUAUAUCUUCAGUUGUCUCGUGAGGGGAAGUGUAUAGUAUUUUAACACUUGACUUACAGUACAACUAGAAAGUUUAGGGUAUGAAGUGCCAACCAGAACAUAUCCAGAAACCAGUCCGAGUUAUUACCCCAUCAUCAUCAUCAUCGCGCCCGGGCUUAACAGGCUUGUGACACUUCCAACUUGCGACUGACAGCAGGUGCAAAACUAAAUUUCAGAUUUUUGUUCUCCGCAUACGUGCAAAGCAGUUUGGAUUAGAGCAGUCAAGCUUCCAGCUUCCUUUUUUUUGUGGUAAGAUUAGUUUGAUUCAUACUGAAGAUCAUGUUUAUAUUGUUUUCCUGUCAUGAAAUUCUAGAUAGAUAAAUUAAUGCCAAGAAAAUGUCUUUCCAAAAUAAUUUGUGGCUGCAGACUGAUACAUGGUUUACUUUUCUGUUUGCGUUUUAACGGUGUGCAUCCAUUAGACAAUCUGCAAUGCAAAGAAUAGCUGCGCACUCACUGACAGGACUGAAUUUCUUUAACGUCAAGAAGAGUUGGCUAAGAACCGAGAGUUAAUAGUUUGAGAUCGUUCACAGUUUGUGUGAGUAUAUAGCAAUUUAAGAGACUUAUCUGCAGGCAGCGUUUGUUUAUGUGUAUAUUAGGUAAUCAACGUGUGCUCAUCUUCGUUAACGGCGAGAGAAGGCCUCACCUCUGCUUCACAGGAGCCCUUCUCAAUUCUUACCCUCUCUCAGUACAGCGCAGGACGGGUCAGUUUUGUCGAACGCGACACGAACACUUACAAUCUUAACACGUUGGCAUGAUCAGUGUGCAAUGGGACAGACUGUAUAUUUGACUGUAGGUUUGUUUUUGUUUUUUUAAAGUGUACAUUUCAAAAGUUGGCUUCUUCUUUUUACCUGUCACGAUCACCUCACUUCCUCCCCCCUCCCACCCACUAAUACAAACAGGGAGAAAAACAAAUUGAACCAAAUUUUGAAUUUCUAAAGGGAAAUAUACUUCCUAUUAUUAAUAUAAACCGCAUCGGGAUAGCUUUUUUUUUGUUUGUUUUGCAUCGGAGGCCGACUGCUGGUUUGAACAGAACUUUUCAGUCAGAGAUGUGAACCCGGACUGCUCCGUUGUCCCUCAAUCCCAAAGCUCUGCACGGCUUGGGCCUCCCUGUGCUUGCAUGACAUGGAAAAUAUAUAUAUAUAUUUUUUUGUUGUGCAUGUAGAUCAAUUUUUUGAAAUAAUCCUCUUGUUUACACAUGGAUGGUGAUGUUAAUAUAUUUAAAGAAUUUAAUGGUAUACAAUAUGGAUGUUGCCAAACUUUGGUAAAUGUACACAUAUUAUGAGAGGUAAUCCAAAUGAACUGAACUACAUGUAACUUUUUGUAUUUUACCCGGGUCAGCCAGAUGCUUCUAUUCCAGUAAGAGUUGCAUAUCUGACCCUGUCUCAAACUGCCACACACUGUACUCAGCUUAAAGGGGAAAACUUUGUUUUUUUUCCUUUCUUUUGUAUAUAAGUAUUUGUUAAAUGCAGUUCUGGCUCUCUGUUCUCUGUAUAGUUCAGACCGCGCUUUAGUUUGUAAGUGCUACACUUUCUGAGGGACUUGGGUUCUUUUUAGUUUGUGUGGGGAUAUCUGAGAAGAUUUAAGUUUGAGAACCUUUUUUUUUUUUCUUUCCCCUUUUUCUGCAUGCUGCAUCUUAUGCUGUGGGACUGUUGGAAACUUGAUACUGUAUGAAAAUUAAAUAAAAUUUAAAUAAAC
Molecule: messenger RNA, 3077 nt
Organism: Larimichthys crocea (large yellow croaker)
Lineage: Eukaryota; Metazoa; Chordata; Actinopteri; Sciaenidae
Gene: ppp3r1a
Product: protein phosphatase 3, regulatory subunit B, alpha a
Exons: 6
Coding region: 346-858 (170 amino acids)
Molecular function (GO): calcium ion binding
Source: RefSeq, a predicted model, not a curated record